UUCAAGAUGGCGUCCAAUGCCUAGUUGUUCUGUCGAUGAGAAUUGAGUAAAUUGAAGUGCGUUAAAACGCACCUAAAUGUAAAGAGUAUCUGUGAUAUGUAAUCUUCUUUAAAGAUUUUAUUCUUAUAUCCUCGAUUUGAAGCAGACUUUAUGGAGGUGACAGGGUUCCCAUUCCUCGCCACACUAGGAUUUUAUUUCGGCUAGGCCGCUGCCUGUUGGCAUCUCUUUCUUCUUAAACGUCAGCAUUUGCUACUACUCUCCAUGUCAGGACCUGACGCAGUAAAGUUGGAGAACACAGUCGAAGAAGCAGAGACUCAGUUGUCAGCUGACAUCAUUGAGUCGUCUGUAGCAGCAGAUAUAAACUCUGACAACAGUCAGUCAUCUACGAGUGUCCCUCCAGAUAUCACACAAACUGACACCUACUCAUUAGAUGACCCCUAUACCAGUGAUCCUCCUGACCUUAACCCAGAGGAGGAUACCAACCUUCCCACGAAGGCCAUCAAGAAAGAAGGUGACUUUCUGACACUUACAACAUAUGAGGCAGCAGAGUUGAGCGACUCAAGUGGCCCGCCUGAUAUUACCAGUGCUGCUUAUGAGAAAACUGAAGAGGAAGGGGGUAUUGAGAUUAAAGAUUAUUCUUAUGUGGACUCCAAUUCGCCAGCCCCCUUACUAACAAGUUUAGAAGAGCAGGGAGAGUUCACAGACUUUCCCACGGAACUUCCAGAGGAUCCCCAAAAUAUCUUCCCUGACACUGAUCCUCCACCUGAUCUGCUUCACCAGGAGGAUUUAACACCUCCAGAGGGGUAUUUGGGUUCCUCUUUCCCCGAGUCUAGUCUCUCCGAGUCAUUGCUGGCCGUUGCCCCUGGAGAUAUUCUGCCUGUUGUUUCACUUCCUCAGGCAAAUCCAAACUUCUUUCAACAAAGCAAGAAUUUGUCUUUGUCUCAAAACAUCAAGCGAGGACCUGGAAGGCCAAGAAAAGAUGGUCAGGAACCUGCACCAAGGAGGAGGUCAUCAUCAAGCAAACCUUUAGCCAAAUCAAUUGUUACAAAAGCUCAGAGGAUUUUACACAACAGUGCAGGCAUCAGCAGGAAAUUUCCACCUUUUGAUCAAAUGGACUCUGGGAGUCAGAGUUCACUGUCUCAGGCAGAGGUUCCUAUGAUUCCCCUCGCUAUGGACACAGGGGAAGAAACGACCCAGUAUGAAAUGGAUGAAGAUGUAUCUACAGUGAUGUCUGAAAACAUGGAUGAAGCUAGUUUAGACUCACAACUGCCAGUUCGUGUCUGCGGUCUGUGUAACUGUGGAGAAAGAAGCUUGCUGGGUCAGGGGGAAAUCUUUCGAUUUGAGCCCACUCAAGGCUUUAACUUCCGAAAGACUCUCGCAAAAAAUGACAAGAAACCUGCUGAUUUUGAUGAGAGAUCACAAGAGAAGGAGGGCACUUCCAAACCUUUGACCUGGAGGAGGAACAGAGGACCUAUUAAAGGAAUGAGUGAAAGGGAGAGAGAGAAGAGUCACUCACCAAGAAGAACUGGAAAUGAGGAUGACCCUUGCAUGCUUUUGGGGGAUGAACUUACAGUGUUAGGAUUCCCAGAGGAAAUAGAAGCAAUGCAUGUGUUUGAAUCAACAGGUCAUGUGUGGGCACAUCAUCUCUGUGCUGCCUGGUCAGAUGGAGUCAGUUCUACCGUUGAUGGAACUCUCAAGUUUGUUGACAAGGCUGUCUUCAAUGGGCUUUCUCAGAAAUGCAGUUAUUGUAGGCGAUAUGGAGCCACUAUCAACUGUGUCUAUCCCAAGUGUACAAAGAAGUACCAUUACCCUUGUGCUGCCGCUGGUGCAUGUUUCCAGGACAAGAAGAAACUGGCCAUUCUAUGCCCUGAUCAUUCAGAUCAAGCUGAGGCUAUUGCUGGUGAAGAAGCAUACUGUGUUUUGUGUUGCCAAGCUGACAAGAUCAAUAAACAGCUGUUCUGUACUUCCUGUGGACAUCAUUAUCAUGGUGGCUGUCUCCAUCCAUCAGUGGCUCUAUCUCCUGAGGUCAGAGCAGGCUGGCAAUGCCCAGACUGUAAGGUGUGCCAAAUGUGCAGACAACCAGGUGAGGACAGUAAGAUGCUGGUGUGUGACACCUGUGACAAGGGAUACCACACAUUCUGUCUGAAGCCUGUCAUGACAGCCAUACCAAAGAAUGGAUGGAAGUGCAAGAACUGUAGAGUGUGUGGGGACUGUGGUGCACGAACCCCAGGAAGUGGACCGAGUUCACGAUGGCAUUUGAACUACUCUGUGUGUGACAGUUGUUAUCAGCAGAGAAACAAGGGCCUGUCCUGUCCAUUGUGUGGCAAGGCUUACCGACAGUUUACACAGAAGGCCAUGAUACAGUGCAACACCUGCAAAAAGCAUGUUCAUGCUGAAUGUGAUGACUACAUUGACAAUGUGAUGUUGGAGAGGGUUAAGAAUGAAGAACAGGUGGACUACAUGUGUUCUGUUUGUCGCAACAGAGAUCCAGAGGUGAGAAUGGAAUCUGUGUUUCCUUUUAAUAUUCCUUACCAUGAGGAGCCAAGUAAUGAAAUGUUUGACAUCAAAGGUAAUUAUUCUGACAUGGAAAAUGCUUCCUCCAUCAUGGAUGAAAGCUCCAGCUCCUUCCUCCUAAAUGAAGACUCAAUCUCUAGCAUGGAUAUAGACAUCAAUGCACUGGAAAAGUUUUCUAGCCCUCCCCAUAUUCAUCCCCAUAUAGAGGGGUGUGGUAUCGGUAGCAAAGGAGGAAAACUGAAUGCCAUGAGCCGCAAGAAAAUAGGAGUGUCAAAUCCUGGAAGGUCAAGGGGAAGACCAAUGGCACCAGAAAAGAAAAAAAGACCUCCAGCAUUCUGUGAGAGAAAGAGGGGACCCAAACCAAAGCUGAAAACCAGUCAGCCUGGACUACAAGCACAGAUAUCACCAGCUCUUCCUGGAGAACCUCCAAAGAAGACUCAGUUUUCAACAGAAGAGGAUGACGAUGGUGAUGAUCAUCCACAGACCAUUAUACUGGCCAAUGCCCAGGACAGAUUUGUCCUAGAUCAGGAUGUUUGCAAAAGUUGUGGCAGUUUUGGUCGAGGAGAGGAAGGAAAGCUUAUUGUCUGCACCCAGUGUGGCCAAUGUUAUCAUCCAUACUGUGCCAGUGUCAAGGUAACUAAGGUGAUUCUUCAGAAGGGCUGGCGUUGCCUUGACUGCACUGUUUGCGAGGGCUGUGGGAAGCCUCAUGAUGAAGGGAGAUUACUCCUGUGUGACGAGUGUGAUAUCAGUUACCACAUAUAUUGUUUGGAUCCACCCUUGAACCAUGUGCCAAAAGGAACCUGGAAAUGUAAAUGGUGUGUAAUGUGUGUGAACUGUGGCAGUACCACUCCAGGCUUUGGCUGUAAUUGGCAGAACAAUUACACUCAGUGUGGUCCCUGUCGCAGUAAGAUAGACUGUCCAGUGUGUCGACAUAAGUACCACGAGGAUGAGAUGAUUAUCCAGUGUCUGCAGUGUAAUCGCUGGCUACACGCCCUCUGUGAUGGACUCCGGUCAGAGGAUGAUAUGGAGAGGGCUGCUGAUUAUGACUAUCAGUGUUUGUUCUGUAGACCAAAGACAGGCAAAGACGGACCAUUGCCACCACCUCCCCCACCACCGACACCACCACCUGUGGAGAUAGAAGAACCCUCCACCCCUCCAUUCUACAGAGAGCCAGUUGAGAGCUUAAGCAGCUACUUUUCCAAGUUUCCUCCAGUCUAUUUUCCUAUCGAACCUAUUCCUCAAAAGCGAUACUUGAUGGACGGAGUUUACUUGUCGGAGACAGGAGUACAACACAUGCAGGAAAUAACGAUACAGAUUCCAAAAGUGAAACGACAGAGACGUACCAACAAACGACCAUCAAUUGAUAUGUUACCAGGGCAACGCUUGGCAACUCAGAUGUCUACAGAGGGAGAUGAAUUAGAAAAAGAUGGCCUAGAUGAUACGAGUGAGGUGACUACCCCACUAACAGCUGAAGUCAGAGGGGAUGGCGACUCCCUGCUGAGCCCCACAGGACAGGUACCCCCAGGAAUCCCUUUGGAGGGGGAGAAGAAAGAGAGAAAGAAGAGGACAACUAUUGGACUGGGCGUGGGAGGAUUUAUUGCCAAACAAAGGAGUAGACAAGCAAAUGUUAAGAGGCAAAUGUCAGAAGUUCCUGCGGAAUUGGCAGAUGGACAACCUCGUCCUGAAGGUGAGGAUGGUGAACCAGUUCCAAUUCAGUUAGGGGAAGGUGAAAUGAAGAAACAGAGGAAGCGCCAAGCACGCAAGAAAAGUCAACUGGAAAACAGUUUUCCCAACUAUCUACAGGAAGCCUUCUUUGGAAAGGAUAUCCUGGACAAAAGUAAAGCCAAGGUCAAACAAGGUCACAGAGCAGACUCAGAUUCAGACAACGAAUCAAGGGCAUCUACCCCUAACCUGCCAAAAGACAUCCCCCAGCCCUCGCUGUUUCCUGAGUUAAACCAGGGAAAUUCUAAGCUCCCUGCAGCUCUGCCCUCUGUUGGAACCUCUCAAUCUGUUCUAUCAGCUGGGGCAUCAUUAGUUCCGAGUUUUCCAGGAACUAGUGGUGACAUUAACCCUAUAGGGGAUGUGUUACCAGACCUAGAAGAACUACCACCUGAUGAUCUUCUGAGUAUUUUCAAAGAUGGAGAUCUCCCUAUAUCAGAGGAACAGCCUUCGACCAGUCAACCCACAGCAGGACCCAGUGGGGAGCUUCCAGACAUCCUGUCUGACGUGGAAACCACUAUUGAUGUUGAUAAAAUGCUUCCUGAUGAUUUGACUCAGAUAGAUGGACAGACAGUGGAUGACAUAUUCAAGGGAGUCCUUCAACCUGAUGGAGAUCCUAAUCAAUCUGUACCAGGUGGAGGACCUCAGUUCCCUGUGGGUGGCCCCUCUGUACCACGUCUACCACCCCACAUGCAACACCCAGGACAGAUGCCACCAAUGCCUGGAAUGCCUUACGGAGACUUCAGGGCGAUGGGAGGAGAACAGCCCUCCUGGCAACAGGUGGGGGCUGAUGGUGAAGAUGGUGGAGGCACCACCACAAGCCGCCGUAAUAUGCUGAAGUGGGAGUGUGAUGAGGACCUAGGAGAGAAAUCCACCAUUUCUGCCGUGUUGUACUGCAAUCUGAGGCAUCCAGAGCUUAAACAACAAUACCCAGAUUGGUCAGAAAGAGUUAAGAAAAUUGCCAAGGCUUGGCGAGAGUUAUCCUCUGAUGAGAAGCAACCUUAUUUGAUGCAGGCCAGGAAAAACCGAGCUAAUACUAAGACACAAGAAUUUAAAAAGAAGAAUAAACCCCCAAUAAUGGGACCGCCAAUGCCUCCAGGACCCCAGGGACAAAUGCCUCUCGCUCAAAAUUCUCCUUAUCCACCUCAAGGUGACAAUAUGGGUUCCCCUCUUGGCAUGAGUCCUUCUAACAGAGUACCCAGUAGUCCCUCUGUGAUGACCACACCAGAAGGUCACUCCCCUGGUCAGAUGCCGGGUAGUCUACCAGAGAGUCCCCUUAGUCACCCCACCACCCCACAGGAUCCGAGGAUGAUGGCAUCACAUGGUGACCCCUUCAAUCCAGUAAUGGCACCACCAGGAAUGCGGCAUCCUCAGGGGGGACCUCCUAGACCUCCCAUUGUCCGAACUGCUUCAGGUGGAAUGGACCCAUACAGUCAGGAUCCUUAUGUUAAGCCUCCCUCAACUCCCAUGUCAGGACCACAAACUCCCCAAAAGUCCCCAGCAAAACUGCAGUGGCCUGGUCAGGCUCAGGAGUCUGAUUCCUAUGAAAACCCUUCAGGUACUCCGAUGGAGGGAAUCAGUUCUGGACAUGGUCCAACUCCAGGUCACCCAUUUGAUCCAUAUGCACAGCCACCUCACACACCUAGGCCAGGAAUGGUUCCUCCACAAGGGGGUCCAAGGCCACCAUUCUCUCGUCAGUCUUCUCUGCCAGCUACUCAGACCUCCCACACUGAGGAUCCUUAUGCUUUUCCUCCCAGUACUCCUGGUCCAAGACCAGCAGGAGAGGUCCAAAGUCCAGAUGGUGGGGGGAGACAGCCAGGAGACAUGUACCCUAGAAUGGGAGAUCAUCUGCGGCCUCCAUAUCCACCCAGCUCAGUCCCAGGUUCAAUGGGACAGCCAUUACAUGGUACAGCUUCUGAACUGUACAGAAUGGGUGGACAGGCAGGCAUGAGGCUCCCAUUUAGACCCCCAGGUCCACCCACUUCAAGACCAGAUGUCUAUGGGCAACCUUUACACCCUGGUAUGGAGCCACCAAGGGAACAAUCUGCAUUACAGCAGAUGUAUGCUGCUGCCAGUAGACGUCAUGCACUAUUCCCUUUCUCUGGAAUGUUUUCCUCUAUUAAACAUCCUUAUUUGGGAUUGCAGGACAAGACAUCAGCUGGAGAAACAAGUCAACAAGUGAGAAAUAUCCUACACAAGCAGGCAGAGUCCAGAAUGAGGCAGGGCAAGGCCACACCGCCUCAGUCUCCCUGGGAGGGCCACCCACCAGCCUAUACUGAGGAGAUGACCCGUUUCCCCGGGUCCAGAGGGACGUGGCCGGCCCCACCCCGAAUGCCAGGGCCAAGGCAAAUCCCCCACCCCACUGAAAUGGAAGGUUAUGGUAUGCGACCUCCUUAUAAUGAAGGCGUUCACCCAGGACAGAUGAGGCAGCCCCGUCCCCAUGGCCCAAUGAUGCCAGAAAUGUACUCCCCCAAACAAUCCCAACAGAUGUCACCUGGCCAGCUGCCCAGUAUCAGGCCUGGACAAAAUCCAUUAGCUGGCCAUGAUCCAAGAUUCCCUAACAUAAUGGAACGCUUCCCUGUCCCGGGUCAGCAAGUGCCCCCUAAUCAGCAGGGAGCCCAACAGGUGCCCAGUAUGCCAGGUCAGGGUCAGGCCUAUAAAUCUUACCCCUCAGAGUCCGGAGAACAGAACAGGAUGACCCAAGGUACGAAAGAACAGAGGAAGCUUGAACAAGAGAGAGAGGAUGGAAAAACAACAGAGAACAAAGAGGAAAAGAAAGAAUCCGAGGAUGAGAAACAGCUUAAUGACACUGACCUUAUAGAUCUCUUAGGUUCUGAUGGAACAUUUGACAUUAUCAAAUUUGUGGACACAGACACUGAACUGAAUCUUGAUGAAAACAAGAGCAUCUUCGAUGAUCUGGAUGAAGUUGAAAAUGGUGCCAUGGAAAAAGCAGACAAUAAGGAAGAUAUGAAAAUAGCCAAAGACAAAAUGGACUCUGAACUGGAGACAUCAAAAUCAGGAGCUGGAAUCCCAGAUUUCCAAUCAAAGUUUUUAGAGUUCAGUCAGAAGAAAAAUGAGGAAAGGAAGAUUGGGACAGAGGGAGGUAGUCAGAUGAGUGAGAUGGAUAAAAAGGACCAACAAAAUAUCAGUCAGAUUGCUGCCCUCCUACAACAACAGAGCUCCGAACACAUGCCACCAACCCUGGAACGUAGAGACUCUGUCAAGUCUGACACUUCAGCUCCAGGUAAAGACCAGCUACCCAGAACUCCUGGCUCAGGACCUUUAACUCCAUCUGGAAUUCAGCCUGGUGUUGAUCAGAAUGCUGCUUAUCCAGGAAUGGCAUCCAGAGGGCCGUAUGCAGCAGGAAUGCACUCUCCUCUGCAUCAGGUGCCUCAACCCUCACCUGGCUCCAGCUAUCCCCCAGGUCAAGGACCACCAACUCCUGGCCUACCCUCUCCAAAAGUAAUGCCAUCACCAAGAAGUAACAUACCAUCACCUAGGACACCAACUGUUCAAUCACCAUUCAAUCCAAUGAACAGUCAACAGUCUCCAUUUCCACAGACUCAAUCUCCUUUCUCUCCAACAGUGUCGUCUGCUCCACAGUCACCUUAUGCUGGCUCUAAACCACAGCCACCCUUUUCUCUUCCUGUUGGAAGCACCAGUCAGACAGGAUACUCCACUGUGGAAGGUGGCACUCCUGCUCAAAGUCCAGGUCAAAGGUCACCAAGGGGAACCAUUACCCCAACAAACCAGUACAUGCAAGGUACUUAUGGUCAGCCCAUGAUGCAAGGACCUCCAAGAGGAACUACUCUAACUCCCACACCCAACAGUAUUAUGUAUGGAGGACAAUCAGGUGUCCCACAGCAUGGCUUGAGAAAUCCAGGUCCUGCUUCUAUGAGUGGAAGUAGACCACCUUUCUCAGGAGCAUCCAGUCAUCCAAUGGGACAUGGAAUGGAGACCCCCACUUCACAGAUGCAUCCUAUGGAUCCAUCUGCUGUGCCUCACAUGGCUACUUCCCAAGCACCUCAUGGAUCAGAAGUGCAGGGUCACCCACCAACCACUCAGACCACAGCUUCAAUGCCUCCUUAUGGAAUGCCAGGGCAGAGAAUGCCAGGCGUGAGGCCACAAAUGGGGGGAAUGACAUUACCUGUCACAACAUCUUCCCCAGGAUCACAGGGAAAUGUACGACCUCAGCUACUUCAGGAACAACCGCUCUUGAUACAGGAUUUGUUGGAACAGUAUGAAGAGGGUAACGAGAAGAUUAAGCUGAAACAAGAGAAGCAGGAACAGCAAAGGCAGGCCCAGCAACAAGCAAUGGGAAUAAUGCAGCGGCCCCCACCUGAGGGAAUGAUGGGUCAACCACCUAGACCGGGAAUGCCCAUGGGACAAUUCCGUCCCCGUAUGGAGGGAAUGAGGCACCCUGGGGACCCAAACUGGAAUCAAAAUGUGCAGAGGCCUUACGGACAACCAGAGAUCCCCCCAGGUCAACCACCAUUUGUACGAAUGCCAGGACAACAGAUGCCUCCUAGGAUGCCUGGUCCUUAUGGGGGUCAGCCCCCUGGUAUGGGCCCCAUGGGAAUUCAUCCUCCUCAACAACCACCCCCUCAACCCCCAAUGACAGGAGAGUUGACUCCUGAACUAGAACGGCAGCAACAACAAUAUGAGGAUUGGCUUAUGAGGCAUGGAAAUUAUAUAGAGAUGCAAGUCAAGGCAUUGGAACAGCAAAUUGGAAAGUGCAAGCGAACCAAAAAGGCAAUUAAUGCUAGAAACCGACAAGCCAAGAAGUCUGGAAGGGAACCCUCACCAAAUGAUGCCACUGAAUUAGAGAGAGUGACACAGGAGCAGGCAGUCCUUCAGAAACAAUUAGAAGGACUCCGCAAGCAGUCCAAACAGCACCAGAUACAGACCACAGAUUACCGUACAAAGAAAAGGGAACGAUAUGGCCAAGACUGGGCUUUCAGUCAGAUUCCCCCCACAACAGGUCCUGCCAUCAUACCUAUUCCUACAGGAGGAUUACAGCCUAGAAUCCCAGGCCAGCAGGGCUCUGCUCGCCUGACAGCCUCGGCCAGGCAGGCUUAUGAUGAGUACAUGCAGGAUCGACUCCGACAGUCACAGCAGAUGCCUGCGACAGCUCCUCGUCCACAACACACUGUGGUAGAAGAUAACAAGACUAAAGUGGCAGGGCCCAAAGCUAUCAUACAGGACAAUAACCCAUUCAGUGAGGAGUAUCAAGAGAGAGAACAAAGAGAGAGAGUUUACAGCUUACCCAAGCCACUGCCCGAUACAGAAAAACCUGAAAUGAUGAGACAGAUGCCCCAGUACUUUGAUCCCAGAACCGUGCCAUAUGACCCGAGUGGACGAUUCCCUGCCCCAAGAAUGCCGGGUGACCCUAUGCAACGAUUUCCUGGUCCUGGGCAGCGUAUGCCUUUUGAAGCAGCAGCUCGAAUGCCUGGUCCCCCACCACCACCACAAGACCCUGCUGCUAGACACCCUUUUCAACCAAGGAUGUACACACCCAUGAACCAGGGCCAAGUGGAGGGCCCCCAGGGGGGACCACACCCACAAAUCCCAUACCAAGCAGGUUUUUCUGCACCUACCACUGAAAUGGUAACCAACAUGGAAUCUGGCGAGAAAAAAUCAAAGAAACGUAAAAAGAAGAAGAAAACUGCAGAAAGCACAGCAGCAACCAAUGUUGGAGCCACUGAGCCAAGACCUCCAGUCCAGUUUACACCGCAGUCUGAGACAGAAAAACGCAUUAUGGAAAUUCUAAACAACACAGCAGGCUUGACAGCUCGAAAUCAACUCGAGGCCAUGGAGAAAUCACCAGGAAAAGCCAAAGGUAGUGAAACAUCACCGUCUGUCACAGUAAAUGACCAGAAACCGGGAACAAAGAAACCGGAUCCUGGAACCAGUUCUCUGGCGAUUCCUUCAACAUGUGUCUCUGGUCCUAGCAAUACAUACACUACAGCUAUUGCUCAACCUUCAUACCAAAGUGAAAACACUGAUACAGAAGACCAACAAGAGGAGCCUAUCUUGCCAAUGAAUGUGAUGAUUCAUCAAAGUAUUCCUCAGAGUGCAGCUAUUGCAUGUUCUCUACCCCAGGUACAUAGUGCUCCAUCUCAAAGUCAGCAAACAGACUCUGCUGCUCAUGUUCAGGAAUCUGACUCAGCUCCUCAAACUACAGAGAGUUCGUCAAAAACAGCUGAAGGAAGUGUUCAGUCCGAUCAAGUGCAUUCUCAUGAUAAAGCCCAAAUCAGUGCCUCAGAAGUGGAGGCUGCUCCAACACCAAUAAAUAUUGUUAAAGAAACAGAAAGUGUCACCUCACAUGUCCAACAUAUGCCACCCCAAACAUACCCCCCUGUAUCAACUAUGCAAGGACAUCAACUUCCUCCUCCAAAUAGUCAGGAAAGAAUGUCUCCCAGGGGAAUGAUUCCUCUGUCUUAUGUUAAUGCAUAUAACCAGGUUCAUGGAAGGAUGUCACCCAGACAAGCUGCUUUUGGUGGUGCACCUCGAGGAACAUCACAAAACCAGAUGUCCCCUAGGCAGUCUACAACGCCCUCUCCAGGGCGAUAUUCUCCAAGACAAGCUAGUCCAUCACAAACAGCUGGACCAUCUCCUGGACGGUACUCACCUCGCCAAGGUUCACCAGGUGUAUCUAGACCUCCAUCUAGGCCACCUUCUCAUCCUGGCCAGGAACAUAUACCUUCUCGGCAAGGACCCACUCCCAUUUCUUCAGGAUAUCCCAGCUGUACCCCUCCAGCUUCUCCAAGUGUUAAUCAUCCUUUAGCUACAUCAAAUGUAAGUUCUCCAGCAAGUGUUACAUCUGUGGAAAGUUCCUCCAGAAUAGAGACUUCUGUUGUUCAAACUGUGACAAACUUGGUUUCAAAUGUUCCAGCAAGCCAUGUACAGUCUGCUUCUCAGAAUCCAUCUGCUGUUCAUGUUGCUUUACCACCAGCAACUGAUGUGAGUGCAUCUGCAGCUGACCUAUCAAACACGAAUGUACAAGUUGUUAAUGUUAGUCAACCCUCUCAGGUUUCUGACUUGAAUAAUGUUCAAAACAUGACUACUGUGUCAGAAUCUUCAGUGUCAGAGGGAACAGAGCUAAGAGAAAAGACUAGUCCCACAGCACAUACAGACAGUAGUAAAGAUAAUAACCAGUGAUGUAUUAAAUGUGUAUUUAUGUGAUUUACAAAGUUAAUGUAUAUAACAAUGGACUUUUAUUAGAUCUGCAAAUAAAAAAUUUUGCAAUACA
Molecule: messenger RNA, 11485 nt
Organism: Saccostrea echinata
Lineage: Eukaryota; Metazoa; Mollusca; Bivalvia; Ostreida; Ostreidae
Product: histone-lysine N-methyltransferase 2C-like
Exons: 58
Coding region: 262-11394 (3710 amino acids)
Biological process (GO): positive regulation of transcription by RNA polymerase II
Cellular component (GO): MLL3/4 complex
Molecular function (GO): transcription coactivator activity; histone H3K4 methyltransferase activity; histone binding
Source: RefSeq, a predicted model, not a curated record